AUGUCUCAAAAUUUUCAAAACACGAAUCAGGUUAAUCAAAAUGUGAUCAAUGUACGAGAUCGUUUGUUUCAUACACUGUUUGUUAGAUUUGCUAUUAUAUAUGCUAGAAAUGUUCCAUUAAAUUAUCGAAGAUUACUAGAAUUUCUUGUCUUAAUCAAGGCAAUAGUUGCUUUAUCUGUACUUUCGUAUAUCCACAUAAAAUUCGUAAAAUCACAUGUUGGCUGUUUAGAUCAUGUUAUAGAUAAAUGGCCUAGAGAUGGAAUCUUAAGAGUUGAAAUUAUUAAAAAUGCCCCUGAUAAUUAUAACAUAAAUGAUUCAUAUAGAAGAGAAAGAGAGAUAUUGCAUAUGAUAUAUAAAAAUGGAUCUCAAUAUGAUGAUGAUGAAAAACCUAUCAUGAAUUAUAGGAUUAUUGAAGCAGAAAACAGUACUAUUAAAAAUGAUAACCUUCCAAAUAUAGAGAAAGGAAAGUUAGAUGUGUGGCCACCUUUAGAUCAACCAUUAUCAACUUUAUUAUUAUUUUUAAAAACAAUUUGGCCAAGUGAUGAAUAUAUAGUGGAAUACUCUUUAGAAUAUGGAUUUUUAAGAUUAUCACCUGCAACCAGAAAUAGAUUAAAUAUAUCUGUUAUGGUAGUAACUUUAGAUCCAGACAAACAUUCAUGCUUUGGCAAUAAAUUCACUCGUUUUUUGCUUGAACAUUUUCAUGGAUAUGAUGGUGUUCUUAUGGGUAGCAUCAAGCAUAUAGCAGAAAUUGAGGAAAAUAAAGGUUAUCUCUGCAAUGUAAUAUCUGGGCAGCAUUACCGAUAUGUUAAAAUGUUUACAGCUCGCACUGCUUACAUUGUCGCAUUCUUCAUCAUGCUCAUAUUUACAAUAAUCAUAUCAAUGAUAUUGAGGUAUUCCCAUCAACAACUCUUCCUUUUUAUCAUUGAAGUUUUUCAAAUGCUAGAAAAUAACGUUAACUUCAGUUUUCCCAUGGCCUCGUUGCUAACCGGUGUAUUAGCCAUAGUCGGGCUGGAGUCAGUGAUGGGCGAGUUUUUCAACGACACCACCACAACCUUUUAUAUUAUAUUAGUCGUAUGGCUGGCCGACCAAUACGAUUCUAUUUGUUGUGUGACUUAUCUCUCUAAAAAACAUUGGCUCAAAUUUUUCUACCUUUACCAUUACAUCUUUUACGCUUACCACUAUCGUUUCAAUGGACAAUACAAUAUACUGGCUUUCGUUACUUCUUGGCUUUUUAUACAACAUUCGAUGAUAUACUUCUUUCAUCAUUACGAGCUGCCUAACAUCCUUCGAUACCAUUUCGGACCAUACCGUAACAACGAGCCCAUUACAAACAACGAUAAUCUGAAUGACGUAAACGACAAUAACCCCGAUUCCGACCCGAAUUCGUCUAAUAAUAAUGAAGAAGGGAAUGGGGGCGUUGUGAGGAAUCGAUUCAGUAAUCUAAAUUUGGAGUUAAAUCCAACCAAUCUACCCGAAUUCAAUAUGUUGGGACAAUUUGUGACUCCCAGAAUUGAGACCAACUCUUCUCAAGAAAAUUUAAAUGGAGAUUCAAGGGUGUCCGGCGGAGAUGCCAUAGUAAGUCCUAAUACAGAUGGAAGUAUCUUUAAUACCGAAAACAUCUCUUGUUCGCCUUCUACAGCAUGCCUUUCUUUCGUAUCUACAAACACAUUCGGUUCUCAUAAUUGGAUUCCUGGCAUAUAUACACACUCCUUCAGUUCUCAUAAUUGGAUUCCUAGCAUAUUGUUGCCUAGAAAGCGACGGACUAAUAUUUGAUAAAAAUUUGAUAAAAAAAAUAAAAGAUUGCGCCAUCACCAUCGUUAUAAAAUGAACUUAUCAAGCUUCGUAUGUGAUAGUUACUUGCCCAAUUUUAUCACAUCUUCGUUGAAUAUUAAAUAAUUUUAAAUUUAAGAUCUCUUGGAUUUUGAAUAAUAUCGCUUUUAACGCUGUGAUUGAGAAAAUACUAAUAUUACAAAAUAUCAAUAGCAAAAAAUUGUAAGGGGUGUUU
Molecule: messenger RNA, 2005 nt
Organism: Gordionus sp. m RMFG-2023
Lineage: Eukaryota; Metazoa; Nematomorpha; Gordioida; Chordodea; Parachordodidae
Product: membralin-like
Exons: 12
Coding region: 1-1773 (590 amino acids)
Biological process (GO): response to endoplasmic reticulum stress; positive regulation of ERAD pathway
Cellular component (GO): endoplasmic reticulum
Source: RefSeq, a predicted model, not a curated record